GUGUGGGCUGGGAGCUGCCAGGAGAUGUGCAUCUGUGUCCUGGGCUCAGGAGUACUUGCUGCUGCUGCUGUAUAAGGACGCACAGUUGCAGGCACACAGGCAUGCACCCACUGCUUUCCUGAGACCCACCCCUUCUGUCCUCUCUCCCACACCACUCCGCACGGCAAUUUGGGGCCAAUCCAGCAUGAAACGAGGAUGAUGCCAGCAAGGAAAGGUCCGGACAGCAGAUACCCACUGCACUGCCUGGUGUGGCACAAUAAAUACAGGGAGCUUGAGAAGGAGCUUACAGACAAGCAGGAGCAUAUUGAGCAGGUAGACCCACGGGGACGAACCCCUCUUCACCUCGCUACAACACUGGGACAUUUGGAAUGCGCAAAAGUACUGCUAAAACAUGGUGCCGACGUCAGCAAGGAGAACCGCAGUGGUUGGACAGUGCUUCAGGAAGCCGUCAGCACACGGGACCUAGAAUUGGUGCGGCUGGUAUUAAGGUAUCGUGAUUACCAGAGGGCCAUCAAGCGUCUGGCAGGGAUUCCCAUUCUUCUGGAGAAACUUCGGAAGGCCCAGGACUUCUACGUAGAAAUGAAAUGGGAGUUUACCAGCUGGGUCCCUUUGGUGUCCAAGAUCUGUCCCAGCGACACCUACAAGGUGUGGAAGAGUGGACAAAACCUUCGAGUAGACACUACUCUUCUUGGGUUUGAUCACAUGACGUGGCAGCGAGGCAACCGCAGUUUCAUUUUCAAGGGUCAAGACACGAGUGCAGUGGUCAUGGAAAUUGAUCACGACAGACGUGUGGUCUUCACUGAAACCCUGACCUUUGGUUCCCAGGACCAUGAAGUUCUCCUGGCUGCUGUGCAGCCCACCGAGGAGCAGGCAAUGAGCCGGCUGACAGCCCCUGUAGUGACCACUCAGCUGGAUACCAAGAACAUUGCCUUUGAGAGGAACAAAUCAGGAAUCCUUGGAUGGAGAAGUGAGAAGACUGAAGUCGUCAAUGGAUAUGAGGCAAAGGUGUAUGGCGCUUCCAAUGUAGAACUUAUCACUAGAACCCGCACAGAGCAUCUAUCAGACCAGCACAAAGGGAAAAGCAAAGGCAGUAAAACCCCUCUACAGUCAUUCCUAGGGAUAGCAGAGCAGCACGUUGGACCAAACAAUGGGCAGACGUUAAUUACUCAGACCUUCAGCCAGACAAAUCCCACAGCCAUUACACCCGAUGAAUACUUUGACCCAAACUUUGAGCUGGGACAUCGGGAUAUGGGGAGGCCUAUGGAGCUCACUACCAAAACCCAGAAGUUCAAAGCCAAGCUAUGGUUGUGUGAAGACCAUCCACUGUCACUGUCUGAACAGGUUGCCCCCAUCAUUGACCUCAUGGCAAUAAGCAAUGCACUUUUUGCGAAACUGCGUGACUUUAUAACUCUCAGGCUACCCCCAGGGUUCCCCGUCAAAAUCGAAAUACCCAUCUUCCAUAUCCUGAAUGCUCGCAUAACUUUCGGUAACUUGAACGGAUGUGACGAGCCAGUGUCAUCCCUGCGCCAGAGUCCAAGCAGUGAGGCCCCCUCUCCGAGCAGUGACUCCUGCAGUGUUAGCAGCACCAGCUCAAUAAGUAUGAUGCCACACCAGGGGGACACGGGACAGAGGGCUGCCAACAGUAUGUGUCAGGCUCAGCAAGGCAAAUUCAUAGAGUCAAAGAGGCCCUGGGAUGGGGUGACAACAGAAAAAAAUGACCAUUAGCCAUGCAUCAUGUCACUAUCAGAGUAAUAAGUGAGCACAUUUGAUUAAAGUAGUAUAAUCAACAUCAACAUUUCAGAUAGGUCUUGUAGGCCUUCACCUCCGCUGGUUUUCCAGAAUACGCACACAGAAUGUUCCGUUUCCAUGGUGAUUUCAAGUACACCUUGCUGCAUCUCAUCCACAAAACUCAUCUCUGUGAAUGGAGCAGUAAUAUUCCUGUAUAUCUGUUUUUCAGCUUCUGGCAAAGGCUGUGAGAUGGACCAGUCAUUAUUUGAAGCACCUCGUGGUUACAGUAUGGUGGGUAGUUACCGGGAAACGAUGAGGGAGGAAGAGGAUGACCUGCUGCAGUUUGCUAUCCAGCAAAGUUUGUUAGAAGCCGGCAGUGAGUACGAUCAGGUUACAAUCUGGGAAGCUCUUACAAACAGCAAACCAGGAACCCAUCCUGUGUCCGGUGAAGGGCGGAAAGGAGAAAGAACCCCCCAGCACACACAGCCGCGCAGCCCUCCGCACACAGAUCCUAGCAAUGCAUUCAGCACUUACCAAGAGCAACUGCGGCUUGCCAUGGAGCUGUCGGCUAAGGAGCAGGAAGAAUCUGAAAAGCUGAAGCAGCAGGAGGAUGAAGAACUGGAAAGAAUCCUGCAGCUCUCCCUUACUGAGAAGUAACAGCACUUCUGUUAGACAGGACAACCAUCCCAGGAGGUCUACUGAGUCGGCCCAAAGGCUCACCCUGAAGCCACAGCUCUACAUGUGUUUAAAAAAGGAUUAUUUGUGAUUGGUGAUAGGUACAGACGGGGCUUCCUGUUACACAGAAUGCAUCACAACAAGAGCCAGAGGAAAGGGUCACACACCACUAGAGACUUUUAAUUUGACUACACCCAACCUUACAGCCACAACACCAGGAGUAGCUCGAUAAACCAUACACUGGAUACAGAUUCCACAAAAUAACAAUACUUGUUUCAUUUGGUGUGUAAUCCCUUUGCUGCUGGUGGCAAAAGUACAACAUUACACAUCAAGGCCCAAAAGUUGUUUUUUUUGUGGUUUAUCAGCAAACUGAUCAAUGUUUCUAAUAUGGUACCUACUUGUAAGUAAAGAAAUGUGAAUUCUC
Molecule: messenger RNA, 2827 nt
Organism: Xenopus tropicalis (tropical clawed frog)
Lineage: Eukaryota; Metazoa; Chordata; Amphibia; Anura; Pipidae
Gene: ankrd13b
Product: ankyrin repeat domain 13B
Biological process (GO): negative regulation of receptor internalization
Cellular component (GO): late endosome; endosome; plasma membrane
Molecular function (GO): ubiquitin-modified protein reader activity
Source: RefSeq, marked validated